Messenger RNA from Candidula unifasciata, 569 nucleotides. NCBI's taxonomy places the organism in Eukaryota, Metazoa, Mollusca, Gastropoda, Stylommatophora, Geomitridae. The record is from the annotation of a GenBank genome assembly.
GGGCCUGUCAAAUAUGCGUCACCACAGAGUGCAUUCUUACAGCCGCCCGCAUAAUUAACAACAUGAACAUGUCGGCUGACCCCGGCGAAGACUUCAACGAGUUCGCCUGUGGUCGCUACAUCAAAGAAUCGGAAUUCCCAGACGGACAAUCAUUUAUGGCCAGCUACACUGCAGUCUACUACCAGAACAUUAUCUUUCUCAGGAGUAAGUUCCCUUUUUAUCAGUCUUGUGUAGACGAAGCCCAAAUAGAAGCUGUGGGCCUAGAACCGUAUUUCAACGACACAGAAUUCACUGAUGACUGGCCCACACUCAACCCGGACUGGAAUGAGGCUAACUUUGACCUGAACGAGGUCAUCGCCCGCUACAUGGCAGUGGGUGUAGAGCCGAUAUUUUCUAUCACAGUUAGCUACGAUAUGGAGGACAGUACGAUUAACGUUUUAAAAGUAAGAUUUGCUUGCUUGUUUGCUAGAGGUUCUGACAGUGGCAGAAGAGUGGUUGUCAAAAGUAGUAUGUAUGCUUUAUCAUUCAGUCACUUUUAUUCCCAAUUCGGUUCUGGGAACCUGUUUUGA